AUGUCAACAUCAGAGAACACAACAACUGCUAUCGUUCAUGAAGCCAUAAGUGAAGAAUAUGAGUGGGUUCAGUUUAACAAACAGUUACGUCUCAUUCGUUCGGUCAAAGAUGACAUGUACCAAAUGCAAAGUAUUUUGACAGCAUGUUUUGCUCCAGAUACUAAACAUACAGACGAUUGGUUCAAAAACCAAAGCACACAAGAACUUUUGAGCGAAGCACAGCGAGACAGACUUUUUUCUGAAAACAGUGAAGAACAGCGAGUGGGAGAAAAACCGGGGUCGCCAAAACUCUAUGAAAAUCGUAAAAAUUUGCCAAAUGGUUUGAGAGGUUGGUAUGUACAUAGACUUCUUGUAAAUGCAGUUGCAAUGUGGGCUUCACCUCGUUACGCUUGGUAUAUUUACAGACUUCUUGACGAACUUCAUAGACAAGAACGUGAAGAGCUAGAGAACAAGCUUGAAGCAAAAGACAAAAACAUACAGAAAAGAAUACCAUGUUCGGUACCAAAAGGAAAGGAAAAGAACUAUAAGUAUAUGAUUUACACUGAAGAGAUGGAAAAUGAAGAAGACAGAGAUAUGGUUAUGUUGCAUUUAGUCAGAAGAAACAACAAAAGCUUUUACGACCUUGCUAAGAUUUACAAAUCUGACAGAAAUUGGUUCUAUCGCGAAAACUUACCGAUUUCAAUGACACCGAAUGAAGAUGUUAAACAGAUAGUUCAAGAUACGUUACCUCAAACACACUAUGAUAUGAAAGGUUGUACAAUACUUACAUUCAAAGAAGAUUUGCCGCUACUGAAGGAAAAGAUAACAGAGUAUUUUGACAACUUCAAAGAGGAAGAGUAA
This is a messenger RNA of Trichomonas vaginalis G3, 840 nucleotides long. Its product is annotated as KilA, N-terminal/APSES-type HTH, DNA-binding family. The transcript has a single exon. The coding region runs from base 1 to 840 and encodes 279 amino acids. Lineage: Eukaryota; Parabasalia; Trichomonadida; Trichomonadidae. The record is from RefSeq and is a predicted model, not a curated record.